AUGUCUUCCUCAAACUCUGAUUUACCAGACAUGGAAGCGAGUGGGACCCAGUCGAGUGGAGCAGUUGUGCCCAAAGGAGCGAACAAGAGGCGGGCAUUGCCUGACUUUGAUGAUGAUGAUGACGAAGGAAGCAAACUGUUUAGGUGUGAUGAUGACACUUCAGGCUCAAAUGAUAAAGAGCGCUUUGCCAGGGAAAACCACAGUGAAAUUGAAAGGCGAAGGCGAAACAAGAUGACGGCCUACAUCACAGAGUUGUCGGACAUGGUGCCCACAUGCAGCGCACUGGCGAGAAAACCGGACAAACUCACCAUUCUGCGGAUGGCUGUGUCCCACAUGAAGUCUCUGAGAGGCAGCGGCAGCACCAACGCAGACGGCUCCUAUAAGCCUUCAUUUCUCACUGAUCAGGAACUCAAGCACCUGAUUUUAGAGGCGGCAGACGGCUUCCUGUUUGUGGUGUCCUGUGAGACCGGUCGUCUAGUGUAUGUGUCGGACUCGCUGACACCGGUCCUGAACCAGGCCCAGAAUGACUGGCUCGGCGCCUCCUUGUACGACCAGUUGCACCCUGAUGACACGGAGAAACUGAGAGAGCAGCUUUCCACCGCAGAGAACAACAACACCGGGAGGAUGUUGGAUCUGAAAACUGGAACCGUAAAAAAAGAAAGCCAGCAGUCCUCGGCCAGAAUGACGAUGGGGGCGCGGCGGUCCUUCAUUUGCAGAAUGAGGUGUGGUAACUGUCUUGUGGAGCCAAUGUCUAUGAACAGACUCAACUUUUUAAGAAACAGAAAUAGGAACGGUUUGGGUGUGGCCAAAGAAGGAGAACCUCAGUAUGCGGUAGUUCACUGCACAGGAUAUAUCAAAUCCUGGCCUCCUGCCGGAGUGUCGCUAACAGAUGAAGAGGCGGAUAACAAUCAGGGGAGUCGCUAUUGUCUUGUUGCUAUUGGAAGAUUACAGGUGACAUGUUGUCCGGGAGAUGCCGAUAUAGGGAACAUCUGUAUUCCAGUAGAGUUCAUUUCACGUCACAACUGUCAAGGCGUUUUUACAUUUGUGGACCAUCGCUGUAUGGCCGCAAUUGGCUACCAGCCCCAGGAUUUACUGGGAAAGAAUAUUUUGGAAAUGGCGCACCCGGAGGACCAGAGUUUACUCAGAGAAAGCUUUCAACAGGUUUUGAAGCUGAAAGGCCAGGUGCUGUCUGUGAUGUUCAGGUUUCGUUCCAAGUCGAGGGAGUGGAUCUGGAUGCGGACGAGCUCGUUCACAUUUCAAAACCCCUUUUCUGAGGAGAUUGAAUACAUAAUUUGCACCAACGUCAACGUAAAGCAAUUACAGCAGCAACAGCAGACUGAGCUCGAUGGGGGGGGAAACAGAGAGGUGUUAUACGAGGCUGGACAGGCUCCUUUAUCACAGAUGCCUGUGCAGCCGGUGACGGCAGCAGGACCGGAACUCAAUAAAAAUCUGGAGAAGACGGAGCUCUUCUCAUCGCUCUUCCAAAGCCCUGAGCAAAACAAAGUCCUGCCUUCUUCCUCUGUCCCUCCCAGUCAAAUCUACCCCCCCAACCACUACCCGGCAGUCUGUCCUGAAGCCUACAGUAGCCCAGUGAGCAUGGCCCCACCGAUGCCGCAGCAGCCACACUCCGCUGGGCAGAUGCUCGCUCACAUUUCUCGUCAGAACGGGGCUCCUCAGAAUGUUGCUCCCAUCAGCCCUCUGCACGCAGGACUCAAUGGAGGCUGGCCUGCCCCCAGUACUGGCACCAGACCACAGUUCAAUAACCAACAGAAAGUGGCUCCACAACCGCCGAAGACUAUGCCGCCGCAGUUUGCUCCGGUCGUCGGAGGGUUUUCUAAUCCUUUAAACCAGAUUCCCACUGGAACCGCUCCCAUCCAGAACAACAGCGUCGCCUACCCUCCCAUGAACCCACGUGCUUCCAUAAACACUAACGGUUAUGAUGGCUCCCAGUCCGGCCCGCAGUUCCCGUCUCGAGCAGCAGAGGCAGUGUGGAGUCAGUGGCAGGGUCAGCAACAUCCUCAGGGGAAUAUUGAGCAACACCCACACGCUCAGGGCAACCAGCAAGACAUGUUUCCUGAUGUGCUGUCGAUGCUGGACCAGCCGGCCAACUUCAACAAUGAAGACUUUGACAUUCAAAUGUACUCGUCAUUCAACGAGUGA
Molecule: messenger RNA, 2160 nt
Organism: Knipowitschia caucasica
Lineage: Eukaryota; Metazoa; Chordata; Actinopteri; Gobiiformes; Gobiidae
Source: the annotation of a GenBank genome assembly